AUGAAUCUGAAUCUCCCUGAACAGAACAUGCACAACUCAACCGAAGGUCUAGAAGACGACAAACCAGAGGUCCUAUUGCCCUGCUUUCGCAGAAGCAUGUACGACGAGCCUCUGGCCUCAUACUCAAAUGGCUCCAUCAUCUCGCAGCUCCUCCGUAAGACAAUCCACAACAGAAGGACCUUAGAUGAAAGCCACUUUUACCUCCCCAGCUCCAAUGCUGCCGACUCUGGCCAAGAGGACCAAAGCAGUGUCUCCUCAAAAGACAGCAUACCGGAGGUUGUUUCCCCCAGCAAUUAUGUGUCCACAGUAAUCAGUCCAGAAGGAGAGCAUCCUAUGACUGAUCAUCUGCAGGCCAAAAGAGCCAGAGUGGAAAAUAUCAUCAGGGUCAUGGCUGGUUCCCCCAAUAGCAGGCAGCAUGGAGACAGUGAGAGGUCUGACACGGAUGUCAGAGACUCGAAGGAGGCCAGAGAAUCCUUGAGAGAGAACAAACGUAAGCAACGGUUGCCUCAGCAUCAGGAGCACAGUGCCGCAGAAGGACAGAUGAACAGAAAACCUGGCGGCAGCAGUGAUAGCAGCAACAACAAGGAAGAGGAAUGCCACAAGCUAAAAGAGCAGCUGCACAGCAUGCAAAAGCUGCUGCAUCAGCUACAAGAAAAGUUUUUGCAAGUGUACAGCCAGAAAAAUCUCAAAUAUGAAAACAGAGACGCAAAAGAAGUUGAAUCUGAGCACGAUUUCCUGGGAGAAAACAUGGAGUCGUACAUAAGCAACGAAUGGGAUUGUGAGAGGAACAGCAGCAUGGUGACUGUAGACUGUAAGGAUAAAAUCAAAGCUGUUGGUUACCUGGUUCAAGAAAGAGAAAAUCAGAACCUGCAGGAAACCCUAAAGCAGGAGCUCUCCAGCGCCAUCAAUGAUUGUGUGGACAGGGUGUUCAAGAAAGUGUCUUCCACAGGGCUGGACAUGUCCCCUCAGCAGCGUGCGUGCUCAUCACCUGAGAUGCAGAUCAGAGUGGGUGCAGACACAAAGAGCCAGAUGACCAACUCCAUCCUGGACGAGUGCCAGGAUGAGGAGGCUGUCGUGAAGUCCCAGUCAUCAGAGUACUAUGAAAGCUCAGAGGAUCAAAGCCCGGAGGACCAGACAGAGGCACUUUCACUAGUGGUCCGCAAGCCAACAGCGACCCCUGUGAACUCCGUCACUCCAGCUGUGAAAAGGCCUUACCCCGUGCACCACACACCUUUUCAGUUCAAUUACGCCACGCCGCUGCACGAGAGCCACAUCCUGGAGCACCUUCUCAAGUAUGGGCCCCAUUCCAACUUUGGAGCUCUCCCUUGCAUCCCCCCAUCGAUGGACAGGACCUCCCCAGACUCGAUGAACCUGUCCUGGGACACCGUUGCCAUGAGGUCCAAGGUGACGUCCAGCCACUUCGGCCACCACCCUCGUUCCUCCUCCAUGGGGGCACUGGCUGUUGAUAACCUAUGUCUCCCUCAUGUCAAGAUGGAGAGCGCUGAACUGCAGAGCAUGGCUGAACGAAACCCCUACAUGUCUCUCAAUAUCCAGGAGGGUCUCAGUCCGAGUCAUCUGAAGAAGGCCAAGCUCAUGUUCUUCUACACACGCUACCCCAGCUCCAACGUGCUGAAAACCUUCUUCCCUGAUGUCAAGUUCAACCGCUGCAUCACCUCCCAGCUGAUCAAGUGGUUCAGUAACUUCAGGGAGUUCUAUUACAUUCAGAUGGAGAAGUUUGCCCGCCAGGCCAUCGUUGACGGCAUCGCCGAUGUCAAAGACAUCACAGUCAGCAGGGACUCAGAACUCUUCCGGGCGCUGAACAUGCACUACAACAAAGCCAAUGAUUUCCAUGUUCCUGACAGGUUCCUCGAGGUCGCCGAACUCACCUUGCAUGAAUUUUACAACGCCAUUUCUGCAGCCAAAGAUUCAGACUCCUCUUGGAAAAAGGCCAUUUACAAGGUGAUCUGUAAACUGGACAGUGACAUCCCCGAGGAGUUCAAGACGUCCUCCUACUUGUAG
Nematolebias whitei (Rio pearlfish) is the source of this 2019-nucleotide messenger RNA. It is a transcript of the gene prox2, whose product is annotated as prospero homeobox 2. Gene Ontology annotation, molecular function: DNA-binding transcription factor activity, RNA polymerase II-specific; RNA polymerase II cis-regulatory region sequence-specific DNA binding. The transcript is spliced from 4 exons. Gene Ontology annotation, biological process: regulation of transcription by RNA polymerase II. Bases 1 to 2019 code for a protein of 672 amino acids. Gene Ontology annotation, cellular component: nucleus. NCBI's taxonomy places the organism in Eukaryota, Metazoa, Chordata, Actinopteri, Cyprinodontiformes, Rivulidae. The record is from RefSeq and is a predicted model, not a curated record.